This is a messenger RNA of Vollenhovia emeryi, 2875 nucleotides long. RefSeq lists its product as uncharacterized. The record is from RefSeq and is a predicted model, not a curated record. NCBI's taxonomy places the organism in Eukaryota, Metazoa, Arthropoda, Insecta, Hymenoptera, Formicidae. The transcript has 4 exons. Bases 1104 to 1688 code for a protein of 194 amino acids.
UUUUUCCGUACCGACCGUCCGUCUCGAGUCGGGUGCAUAUUUGAGCAACUUGAUCCGUCACGGACGAAUUACUUAGAGCAAAGUGCGCAUCGCCCCGAUGCAUAUUUAAUGAAAGAGUCUAUAGACCCUGUGAUUACGCGCAACAGUUCGAGUUACGAGUUCGUAAACUACUCUGUGUACGAUGGUGGGGGGAAUAUUUCGAGAAUACGACGAAACGGAGUUUCUGAUAUACGAGACCUCGCGAAUUCUACUGUCGCGAAUGCUCGAUCGAUAAUUCGCAGUUUCGUCCGAUCCACGGGGUUGAUCGCUUCUACUUGUUCGCCGUUCUGUUACACAUCACCGAAAUUUCGCGAUGUGGAGGACUCGCGCGAGCGGUGCUUCUCACUUUUCAUUUCUUUUAACAAAAAUUUCUAUGUCUUCGGUGCUUCGCGGUAGCGUUGCGAAAUAUAUUUCCGCGCGCGAGUUUUCACUCUCCGAGAACGGGAAACACACAAAUAACAACUCCAAUAAUGUUUGUCCGAAACGAAGGGUCUGUCGAACGGAUCAAACGCUCGAGCGAAUUCGCACGAGUGCACCGUUUAAUUCCACCCCGUCCGGGGCAUUUUAUUCGGGUAAAAGUUUGCGAGUGAUGUGCUUUCACCGCUUAUUUCCGUCAACCCGCGAGGAAAGUGCGCGCGGAGAGCGGUUAAUGAGUGUCAUUAACGAUUGCGUGGUCUACCGUCACAAUGGAGAAAAUCAGAAAAUGACAGUUACCAACUUCGAGCUCAGAUGAACGCGGAUAAAAACCGGUGACUUCACGCUUUGCCGGGAGAGCAACGUGCGCGUCCAAUAUAAAAGUACGCCGCCAGGUCGCAACGUUACUUCGACCUUAAACGUUCGAGUUAAGAGUUUAAUAUUUCGCUCGGUAUUUCGGCCUGUGAAAUACAUACCUCGAGGAUUCGAGAUACCAGUCUACAUCAGACGGAAAUAUCGUGAAACAACGAAGAGUACUUUUCGGUAAUAAAUCAACAAAAAAUGACAUUUGCAAUUUAGGUGAUUGCGAAGUGUCGAGAUUUAUGAUCUUUCGUUGGAACCGCCUUGUCGAUUGCCGCGUGUCGUAGACGAUGAUAGUUAACGCGAGAGUGAUUGCGCUGGUCGCACUGGUAACUUACGGCGUGUACGCUCACGCAGCCGACAUUCGAGAUUCUUACAAAAGGACCGACGAUAAAAAAUAUGCCGGAUCCAUGUUGGCUGAGAUCGCAAAGGAAUUCAUACAAAGAUCAACCACCAGCAGUCAGGUGCUGAAUUUAAAUCUCUCGAACUUGCUGCUACUUUUGGUGCUUAAAGCGGUUGUGUUUGGCGCCGGCUACAUAGGACAUCAUGGUUACAAGGGACGCGAAUUAGAGGAUGAAAAUAUCGUGUCGGAGGGUGAGAUUGCGCUAGCGCUUGGAUAUCUGAUUGGUGACACCUGUUUGUACAGGGCAGCCUGCGAAGAGCCACACAUUGCGAAAGAGUAUCUCGGCGCGGCGGAAAUGCUCUUGCAAACAAUGAAGUUAAUGCCACAGAAUUUACCUGUAGAACUCAGCUAUGAGAGGACAAUGGCAGAAUUUCGGAAGGCGAUUGAAUAUGGCAGUAUCGAGCAAUGUCCGCCGGAGUACAGUUGCAAAAAGGAGAAUAUAAAUAAUUUCUUACGAAGCGACAAACGAUAAUGCGUAUUUAACAAAACAUUUCGCAAUUCAUUUCUAUUUUGUUUAGGUUAAACUAUAAAAAUCGCACAAGAUAGAUAAUACUUUAUAAACAGUAUAUCUUUUAGAACUAAUUGUUUACAAAAAUUAUUUCACUUUUAUUGCCAAAAUUGAAAUAGUAGUUUGAUAACUGAUAACUGAGAAAAUUUACGAAGAAUGGCAAGAAUAUUAUCAUUGAGAAAAAAAUUAGAAAAUAAAAAUGUUAUUUUUAAAAUAAUAAAUUGUAUUUUUAUAACCUUGUUUUUAUUCGAAAAGUUAUGUAUUAAUCUUUCACACGUCUUAAUCAUUUUCAUCAGACGUAUGAAAGUAUUUUUAUUGCCUAUACAGUUAUUUUUUAUUAUUAAUACACAAUAACGACUUUUAUGAAUUCCUAAAAAAUAUGUUACAAAGAUAAUGUUGUUCCUUCAAGAAUACGUAUUUUAAGAACUUUCAAUUUUACAGUUGUUAUUAUAUGCUACAAACAUAUGUUUCUCAUUGUUGAUUUACAUUAAUUAAUUAACGCUCCUGUAUUGAUUCAGAAACAAUGAAAUAGAAUUAUCAAUUAUAACCGAAUAUUUUUCCAUAAUUAAUGGCAUGGAAAAUGUGACCAAAUUAGCAUUGUCGGCAUGAAAAUGGCUUGUAAUUUGCAUAUGUGGACACAUAAAUUUAUGCACUGCAUAACUGCGUACGCACUCAAAUAGCACAACAGAUGAUCAUUAAAAGCUCAAAUAGGAUUAAUUUUUUAAUUCUGUGUGAAUUAGCAUAAUCUGUUCAAAUGAAACUCAAAAGAAUCCCUUUCGGAUAAUUCAUAAUAAUACAUUGCAGUUAUAUUGUAGUUUUAUCUGUCUUUUUAAUUACCGAGUUAUCCCGUAUUCCGCUGUUUAGUCUUAUCCAUUUUCCUACCUACCCGCGUUUCAACUUUUUGUUAAUAAACCCUAUCUUUCGUUAAAACCGCGAUGCGAUUUAUAAGAGAUCCGAUUAUAAGCGUCUUUUUAAUCUCGCACAUAUGCGAGAAUAUGUAAAGAAGAUAAAGAAUAUAACCCACCCGUAUUUUGACAAAUAACAAGAAAUCAGCUUAUUUCGUACAUCAUCGUACUCAUAUAUCAAAGUGGUCAACAUUGACCACGUACCGCGUUGGGCCAGAUUGGACCUACCUUCCUGGCCAUACAAUC